AUGGACACUAACGGACUUGACGUUCAUCCUAAUUCGAAAGUCACGCUUCCUUCCUUUGGCGAUCUCAUAAAGUCGAUCAGUUGUCAGACUGAGUACUACUGUACCCUUUGCCACGGUCCUCUGAUCCAUGCUCAAAUGGUAACUCAUAUCAUAAAUGCCUCAACCGUGUCUCCUGGACCUGGUGAUCCCUCUCUCACUGAUGAGGACUACGCUGUUACCAGUCAUCACUUCCCUGCUGGAUCUCAUGGACCUCACCAGAACGCUGCCCUGAGAUCGACAACUUCUCAUCUUGACACCCCAGCUCAGGGACAGAAUGACCGACCCACUGUCUAUGGCAAGAAGCGCUCCCCCAAGACCAUGGGAGUUCAAUUCACCGACGUGGCAGCCCACACUGCCAAAUGCGACAUUUGCGACAAACGCAACCGUGAUGGCAUGUCCCGCUGCUUGACCUGUGGUUGGCAAUGCUGUCGCCUGUGUCAGGUCGACAAGAAGGGUGACCGAUCCCACAACUCCUUCAGCCACAGACAUGAGGAAGAACUGCCUGUAUCUUCCAAAAGCCAGGUGCAGCUUAGUGGCUCUGGUCUGUCUGUUGAGGACUUCGAACGUCGCAAUCCGCCUCGUCGUGCUCGUCCCUCAAAUUUCAAGGAUAAUGAGUGA
Molecule: messenger RNA, 657 nt
Organism: Penicillium taxi
Lineage: Eukaryota; Fungi; Ascomycota; Eurotiomycetes; Eurotiales; Aspergillaceae
Exons: 3
Coding region: 1-657 (218 amino acids)
Source: RefSeq, a predicted model, not a curated record